UUUCAGUCAUUAUUAUUUAAAAUAUUUUUAUUGUUGAUUUCAUUUGCUCUUAUUAAACUCACCACCACCACCACCACCACCACCACCACCACGCUCUCUUCCAUUUUCCCGCAAAACAAACACAUUCACAUACUUUUCCCUCACUUUCUCGGCGGCCAAACGCCAUAAAAAUGGCGUCGAAGGUGGCGCUGAUGGCGCUGUUCUCCGUCGCGCUCCUGUUCUCUCCGUCGCAAUCCGCGGUCUUCAGCGUAGAUCUAGGCUCCGAAUCGGUGAAGGUGGCGGUGGUGAACCUCAAGCCCGGCCAAUCCCCGAUCUCCGUCGCGAUCAACGAGAUGUCCAAACGCAAAUCGCCGGCGCUGGUCUCCUUCCAUGACGGCGACCGCCUCCUCGGAGAGGAGGCCGCCGGCCUCGCCGCGCGCUACCCGCAGAAGGUCUAUUCCCAAAUGCGCGACCUCAUCGCCAAACCCUACGCCUCCGCGCAGAGGAUUCUCGACUCAAUGUACUUGCCAUUCGAUGCAAAGGAAGAUUCACGAGGCGGCGUGAGUUUCCAAAGCGAAAACGACGACGCUGUUUAUUCCCCCGAGGAGCUGGUUGCCAUGGUGUUAGGUUACACGGUGAAUUUGGCAGAGUUUCACGCAAAGAUUCAGAUAAAGGACGCGGUGAUCGCGGUGCCGCCGUACAUGGGGCAGGCGGAGCGGAGAGGGCUGCUUGCCGCGGCGCAGUUAGCGGGGAUUAACGUUUUGUCUCUGAUAAACGAGCAUUCCGGCGCGGCGCUGCAGUACGGGAUCGACAAGGACUUCUCCAACGAGUCUCGGCACGUGAUCUUCUACGACAUGGGCGCGAGCAGCACCCACGCGGCGCUCGUUUACUUCUCGGCGUACAAGGGGAAGGAGUACGGGAAGAGCGUGUCGGUGAAUCAGUUUCAGGUGAAGGACGUGCGCUGGGAUCCGGAGCUCGGUGGCCAGCACAUGGAGCUGCGGUUGGUGGAGUAUUUUGCGGAUCAGUUCAAUGCGCAGGUUGGAGGUGGAAUCGAUGUCAGGAAGUUCCCCAAGGCUAUGGCUAAGUUGAAGAAACAGGUUAAAAGGACUAAAGAGAUACUUAGUGCUAACACAGCAGCUCCUAUUUCAGUUGAAUCGCUUCAUGAUGACGUCGACUUCAGGAGCACAAUAACCCGUGAGAAAUUUGAAGAGCUUUGUGAAGACAUUUGGGAAAAAUCGCUCUUACCUGUGAAAGAGGUGCUUGAGAAUUCUGGCCUGUCAUUGGAACAAAUAUAUGCAGUGGAGUUGAUUGGAGGUGCCACCAGAGUGCCAAAAUUACAGGCUAAGCUUCAAGAAUUCCUCAGGAGAAAAGAACUUGAUAGGCAUCUUGAUGCUGAUGAAGCAAUAGUUCUUGGCGCAGCUCUGCAUGCUGCAAAUUUAAGUGAUGGAAUCAAAUUGAACCGCAAACUAGGAAUGAUUGAUGGUUCCUUAUAUGGAUUUGUGGUUGAGUUGAAUGGUCCUGAUCUUUUAAAAGAUGAAAGCUCUAGGCAGCUACUUGUGCCACGAAUGAAGAAGGUCCCGAGUAAGAUGUUUAGAUCCAUUAAUCAUAACAAGGAUUUUGAAGUUUCACUUGCUUAUGAAAGUGAGAAUCAUUUGCCUCCUGGUGUUACCUCUCCUGAAAUUGCUCGAUACCAGAUAUCUGGUUUGACAGAUGCAAGUGAGAAAUACUCAUCUCGGAAUCUGUCAUCCCCCAUCAAGACAAACAUACAUUUUUCUCUUAGUAGAAGUGGAAUUCUUUCACUGGAUCGGGCUGAUGCUGUUAUUGAAAUAACAGAGUGGGUGGAAGUUCCUAGAAAGAAUUUGACCAUAGAGAAUUCAACCGUUUCAUCAAAUGUUUCAGCUGAAUCUGCUGCGGGUAAUAGUUCUGAAGAAAACAACGAAAGCGUGCAAACUGAUAGUGGGAUUAAUAAGACAUCCAACAUUAGUUCAGAGGAGCAAGCUGCUGCUGAGCCUGCUACAGAGAAAAAGCUGAAAAAGCGGACCUUUAGGGUACCAUUAAAGAUUGUAGAGAAGAUAACUGGAUUUGGAAUGUCUCUAUCACAAGAUUUUCUUGCUGAAGCCAAAAGAAAACUACAAGUACUAGAUAAAAAAGAUGCAGACAGAAAAAGAACAGCUGAGUUAAAAAAUAAUUUAGAAGGAUAUAUAUAUACAACUAAGGAAAAGAUUGAAACUCUUGAGGAGUUUGAAAAAGUUUCUACAAGUGAGGAACGCCAGUCCUUCAUUGAGAAGCUUGAUCAGGUGCAAGAUUGGUUGUAUACAGAUGGUGAAGAUGCCAAUGCCACAGAGUUUCAAGAGCGUCUAGAUCAGUUAAAAGCUGUUGGAGAUCCAAUUUUCUUCAGGUUAAAAGAGCUUACAGCUCGGCCAGCAGCAGUUGAGCAUGCUAAUAAAUACAUUGAUGAGUUGAAACAGAUUGUUGAGGAGUGGAAAGCAAAGAAGUCUUGGCUUCCACAAGAACGAGUAGACGAGGUCAUAAAAAGUUCUGAAAAAUUGAAGAAUUGGUUGGAUGAGAAAGAAGCUGAGCAAACAAAGACUUCUGGAUUCAGUAAGCCAGCAUUUACAUCUGAAGAAGUAUAUCUGAAGGUGCUUGAUCUGCAAACCAAGGUUGCCAGUAUUAAUAGAAUUCCCAAGCCCAAACCUAAGGUUCAGAAGCCCGUAAAAAAUGAAACCGAAAGCAGUGAGCAGAAUACAGAGAAUUCUGAUUCUAACUCAGCUGAUAGUUCCUCUUCAAGUGAUUCAUCCGUUAACAGUUCAGAAGGCACAAGCGAAGAGACGGUAACUGAGCAAACUGAAGGUCAUGAUGAGCUAUGAUUAACCUGGCAUACAUGUUAGGCCGGUUUGAAUCAUCUACCUGCAACGUUUUUAUAGUCAGAGAUGUAGACUGGUAAUGGUAGAAUUAAUAGGUGAAAAGGAGGCAGUGUCGGUUCUCGGCGAGCAGGAGAAUAGAGUUGAGGCAACAUUUGCUGGUUGAGUUCUAAAAUUUUGAGGUUAGAUGGCUACUACUGUAGUAGAUGAUUUAUUACCCUUUUAUAUUUAAGGGGGCAACUUGUAAUUUGCAGUCAUAUGAAAGCUUGUAUUUGCCGAAACACAAUGUGAUAGGGGAAGAAAAAAAAAGAAAAACUCACGAGAUUUGAUUUGCUCAGAACAUAUAGGAAUUUUGCUUGAGUGACUCGUAACGAUUUUUGUUUUUAAUUAAUUUAGCAGAUACAUCUUAUCUUA
This is a messenger RNA of Glycine soja, 3254 nucleotides long. RefSeq names its product heat shock 70 kDa protein 17-like. The transcript has 13 exons. The record is from RefSeq and is a predicted model, not a curated record. The coding region runs from base 171 to 2846 and encodes 891 amino acids. NCBI's taxonomy places the organism in Eukaryota, Viridiplantae, Streptophyta, Magnoliopsida, Fabales, Fabaceae. Gene Ontology annotation, biological process: negative regulation of hypoxia-induced intrinsic apoptotic signaling pathway; endoplasmic reticulum unfolded protein response; cellular response to hypoxia. Gene Ontology annotation, cellular component: endoplasmic reticulum chaperone complex. Gene Ontology annotation, molecular function: ATP-dependent protein folding chaperone; ATP binding.